AUGGCUCUGGAAGGAUUAAGGAAAAAAUAUAGAACAAGGCAGGAACUGGUCAAAGCACUCUCUUCUAAAAGACGGUCCAUUCAUUUAAACCCUAAUGAUCACUCAAAUGGAACUGCUAGUUCAGACGCGGAUGUUUUGGCUCAUAUUAAGCAUUUCCUGUCAUUGGCGGCUAAUUCAUUAGAGCAACAUCAGCAGCCAAUUUCAAUUGUCUUCCAAAACAAAAAAAAAAAAGGUGAUGUUAACAAUUCUGAUAUAUAUACAACACUUGACUUCCCUUUGAAUGGCCCACAUCUAUACACUCACCAGUUCAAGUUGAAAAGAUUCUCAAUCCUUUUGAACUUAUUGAAAAUCGUUAUGGAAAAACUACCGCUAGGCAAAAAUACUACAGUGAGGGACAUCUUCUAUUCCAACGUAGAGUUGUUCCAGAGACAGGCAAAUGUUGUUCAAUGGCUAGAUGUUAUACGAUUUAAUUUCAAGCUUUCUCCAAGAAAAUCCUUAAAUAUUAUACCAGCUCAAAAGGGAUUAGUUUAUUCGCCUUUCCCAAUCGACAUUUAUGACAAUAUCUUGACAGGGGAGAAUGAAUCCAAGUUGCAAAAACAAACGGUUUUCCCUGGUAAGCCCUGUCUAAUUCCCUUUUUCCAAGAUGAUGCAAUCAUCAAGUUAGGGACAACAAGCAUGUGUAAUCUUGUAAUAGUGGAAAAAGAGGCCGUCUUCACAAAAUUAGUAAAUAAUUAUCAAAAGUUGAAUACAAAUACCAUGCUAAUUACCGGUAAGGGUUUUCCUGAUUUCUUGACAAGGUUAUUCCUAAAGAAACUAGAACAAAAUUGCUCUAAUUCAAUCUCGAGCUGCUCUAUAUUCACCGAUGCUGACCCUUAUGGGAUUAGUAUAGCUCUAAAUUAUGUUCAUUCGAGCGCAAACAGCGUGUAUAAUUGCACGAUGGCCAAUUAUAAAGGCAUUCAUAUUACCCAAGUCUUAGCACAAAAUAAUGGAGUGCAUAACAAAGCCAUCCAAUUAUUGGGUUUGAAUCAGCGGGACUACUCAUUAGCCAAGAAUUUGAUAGUUUCUCUGACUGCUAACAGCGAGAAUGUUGCAACAUCGCCUUUAAAAAACUUUAUUAUGGAAUGUCAGCGAGAGAUUUUUUUUCAAAAGAAAGCUGAAAUGAACGAAAUCGACGCUAGCAUUUUUCAAUCUCAGUGA
Molecule: messenger RNA, 1197 nt
Organism: Saccharomyces paradoxus
Lineage: Eukaryota; Fungi; Ascomycota; Saccharomycetes; Saccharomycetales; Saccharomycetaceae
Gene: SPO11
Product: DNA topoisomerase (ATP-hydrolyzing)
Exons: 1
Coding region: 1-1197 (398 amino acids)
Biological process (GO): meiotic DNA double-strand break processing; meiotic DNA double-strand break formation; reciprocal meiotic recombination
Cellular component (GO): nuclear chromosome
Molecular function (GO): ATP binding; DNA binding; DNA topoisomerase type II (double strand cut, ATP-hydrolyzing) activity
Source: RefSeq, a predicted model, not a curated record